Messenger RNA from Drosophila virilis, 1222 nucleotides. RefSeq lists its product as uncharacterized. Lineage: Eukaryota; Metazoa; Arthropoda; Insecta; Diptera; Drosophilidae. The record is from RefSeq and is a predicted model, not a curated record.
UAUCUGUUACACAUUGAGACGUAUCAAAAUUUCCGUAUAUUUUAUUAUAGUAGUUGACUUAUACACACCUUUCGACGUAUAAUUGAAUUGGUUUUUGGUAUUUUCGAUGUUGUUUAUUUGUUAACUUGGUUCCUGCUGUGGUCUAAAUUGCUGUCAAGGCAUAUGACAGGGAGUUCUUAAAUUACAAAUGUGUACAUAUGAUUUUAACAAAUUAUGCAGCAUACAAAAAUUGGAUACGACUUUGUUAUUUUUUAAUUCAGCAUCUAACGGCACUCUGCGUCAUCAGCAUUGCACUCACAUGCGCCAAUGCGGCGUUGUGGCCCAGCUUUAGCAGCAGCAGCAGCAGCGCAGAUGAUGCGCCGCCCAGCAAAUGCACCGGUGCGCGUGGAUUGAAAUAUUUGUCUGGUGAUGCGUUGACAGAUUCACCAGACUGCCUGGGUCCAAAUAAUGCGCCGUAUCCCAGCGCGGCCGUUGCGCGCACAUUCUCCAAUUGGAACGGAAAUUCGCGACGUGGACGUCAGAGCAAAUUGCCCAGCACACUGGAUCCAGCAAUAACCACAAGUGCAUUGUUGAGGGCCUACGAUGAGGUGAACAAUGAGGCUAUCGGAAGCAAUCGUUAUGGUCGUUCAUUAAAGAACGCUACGCCGGCGCAACAGUGCAAGAGCGAUACGCCGGCGCGACUGUGCAAGACGCGCUAUAAUACAACUGCGCCCAUGUAUGGCGUUAGCUUGACCUCGGGUCAGCCCGUGACCAUUGUGCAAAAGUUUCCCGAUCUAUUGCAACAGGUCGUUUUUGAGGUGUGCGAAUCCUCAGAAUGCGAUGUGGUGCGUGGCGAGUGCACGCAGACGUAUGUGCCUUAUUUGUUCCUGGUUAUACCUCUGGGCCCAGUAACGCUUACUGGCCAGGAUUAUGUGCUCGUUGAGAGCGGAUGUGUCUGUAAGCCAAAAUACUCGACGGGUGCCGCUCAAGAGCCUAACAUGAUACCGUAAAUGCAUGAAAGUGUUAUCACACUGGUAUACAACAGCAACCAAAAGAACUGAGCGAGUUUAUAGGGUGGAGCGGCAAAAUUUACUUAAAUCUGGAAUUAUUUUUUGUAGCAAAAUCAUAUUUUUAAUGUUAUUUAUUCGCUUUUCGUUUGCCUCUAUUUAUCUCUACCUAUCGCUGUUUAAAUGAAAUAGGCUUUUGCUCGAAAAAUAAUGCUAAAAUUAAGUUUUUAAUUAAA